GACAUCAACGAAUCUUCAAUUACAAAAGAAUCUGAAACUUUACAAAAGUCUAUAAACAUCUCCAUUCAAACUCAAAUAUUUUGACUUACCUUUUCAACAUACCAAUAAAUUCAAGAAAUCUAUAAGCCAACAGGUAACAAUUUGAGAUGUCUUUCCAACAAAUUCCCAAGGGCCAAUCAGAAAGUCCCCCCAUUCCACCUGCGAACUCGCAAGUCAACCCGGAACCCCCCACACGUUUGCAAAAUCUUCCUGUGGAGAUUCUAGGUCAGAUAUGCCAGGAUUCUAUGGAGGAAGAGAUGGGUGUAAAUCCUGGCAACAUCACACGCAGCUUGCCGACUCUUGUCACCAGCUUUAAGUGUGGAGUGAACGAUCAACGACGUAAAGCUUAUAUCUAUCUUUUAGAUGUUUGCAGCAAAACUUUUGUCUAUUCACUUCACUUUGGCAAUAACUGGAAGCUACCAAUAGAUUCUGAAGAGGGUGGAGUAGUCCGAAACAUUGUCAUUAAAUAUGUGCCUGGGAUCCGGGGACAUCACUCUUCCGACCCCUGGCGCUUUGGGAUUUCCAGGAAUAGCCAUGUUGCUUCCGAUACCAAUUCAUCAGCGGGGCAAUCAAUUGUUGUCAAAGACGAGGGUUACUACUGCUGGAGUCCAAUACCAGAGGUAGUGAACCCGUCACUAGACAGCUUACCCAAUCUUCGUUUAAUUCAACUAGAGUUCAAGACCUUCUGCUCUUCCUUCGGAUCAAAAAGCCUGGGCAUGUGUAGAAUUUUGCAAAGUUUUCUGGACUACCAUAAAGACUUCAAACUCAAAUCCGCCACAAUUGAGCCAAAGGGUAUUACGCCAUGGGACGACAUGCCGCGAUUCAUGAUCUCGCAGGUUACCGUAAUGGCAGGCCACGAAGUCUGUUUUGGUGUCACAGAUAAGAGAAUCUGGAAAUUGAAAGCUUUUGGAGGACAGAAAGAUGUUAGAUCGGAAGUUGUGAAUUUGAAUCUAGAAUUCAAUGAGCCCAUGCGCAACCCCGAGCUUGUCGAGGUGUUGCGGGGAAGCAAGUGGACAUGGGUACUUGAAAGAGAAGAGAAGUAGUUCAAUAUCUUAGAGAUAACGGACUGGCGUAAAGAUUAGCGGACCAUAAACAUAUCUUACUAGAUGUUACUUAUAUCAGAAUAAUGAUUUAAUGAAGUUGGGCCAUUUCUUGAAGCCACAGCCAUGCAGUUUGCGUGUCAACGUCUCAUGAAAAAAGUGAUUAAUCCUCUCAUUUCCAGGAUGAAAUCUGAUCCAUAUACCCACCAUCUUUCUGUGAGUCUUUGCAGAUAUAGAGCGCGGAUAAAGAAGUAGCAUCAGAUGAAGUGGAGUGGAGUGAAGUGAAGUAAUGUCA
Molecule: messenger RNA, 1374 nt
Organism: Botrytis cinerea B05.10
Lineage: Eukaryota; Fungi; Ascomycota; Leotiomycetes; Helotiales; Sclerotiniaceae
Exons: 1
Coding region: 147-1082 (311 amino acids)
Source: RefSeq, a predicted model, not a curated record